Molecule: messenger RNA, 1302 nt
Organism: Magallana angulata
Lineage: Eukaryota; Metazoa; Mollusca; Bivalvia; Ostreida; Ostreidae
Product: contactin-5-like
Exons: 10
Coding region: 1-1302 (433 amino acids)
Biological process (GO): axon guidance; dendrite self-avoidance; homophilic cell-cell adhesion
Cellular component (GO): plasma membrane; axon
Molecular function (GO): cell-cell adhesion mediator activity
Source: RefSeq, a predicted model, not a curated record
AUGUCUAAAUGCAAGGCAAAUAUGCAUGUUGUGUUUUUAACAGAAUUGAUUGUCUUUAUGUGUGAGGGAUCACAAUCAGUAAAUCUGCCUCCAUGGAUAACAUCAGUGUUUGAGCAAGAGUAUUACGUUCCAGCAAAACAUCCUACCCCUUUUAAUCUCCAGUGCAAGGCAAAGAAUGGGAUUAUAAGCUAUCAGUGGUUUAAGAAUAACGUCAAAUUUCAAAGUAAUGAUCGAGUGGUUGUCAAUGAGCAGAGUGGGGAUAUUACCUUUCAUAACCUAACAAAAGAAGAUUUCGGAAUAUAUUAUUGUGUAGCCGAAAAUAAGCAUGGUUCUUCAGUAUCCUCGUUCGUUAAAAUUCUUGAGGCAGCUCUAAAUGUCUUUAGUGGGAACGCACAUGGAAAUAUUACAUGUAAGAUAUUUCAUCACUGCAAGAUUCCCUGUUCCAACCAGCCAAAUUGUCAACCAAUCAAUGAGUGUACAUUUUUAUGGAAAAGUGGGAAAGGAACAGGAAAUACCAUUAAAACAAAUGAAAACGUAAUAAUUGAUAGUAAGGGUGAUCUUCAUUUUCUGAGUAUCAACAGAUCCUACAACAGAAUUAAUUUAAGCUGUGGAGUAUGGAAUAGAAUCCUAUGGAGAUUUGUGAAGGGUACAGCAUAUACAGUUAGAAUUGAUGAGAAUAAUGAUACAGUUACUUCCAAAGCUAUUUGGAAAAACAACCCGAAGGCUAGAAUUGGAGAAAAUGCAACGUUGCAAUGCAUUUUUUCUGGAAGUCCUGUUCCGAACAUUGACUGGUUACUAAAAAAUGGAUCUGUUGUAAAACCUAAUUCAAAAUACCAAAGUAAAAACAACGGAAGACAUCUCUUUAUACGGAAUGUAACAUUUGAUGAUAAUGGUGUCUAUACAUGUGUUGCCGACAAAAGCAACUUGACCAUGAAUUCAUAUCUAAACGUUACAACUCCGCCAAUUUUUGUUGAUGUUGGUAAUCGUUUCAUGAUGAAGUUAAUACAGCUCUCACACAUGGAAGAUACAGAAAUUCGAUGCAAUGCAAUUUCGGCGCCAAAUGAAUCUGAACCUGUCGUUAUUCUAUGGAUGAGGAAUGGAAGAAACAUAAACAAAGAUCCGUUAUAUAGGUUUUCAGAAGAAAAGAAGAAUAUACAUAUAGGAACCAAUGUUCCAAUUUCAGAGAAUGGAGACUGUUUCACAUGUAUUACAGAAAACAGCGAAGGAAUUGGAGUUGCAAAUUUUAUCUUAACUUUUAAAGACAGAGACUAUGGGAUGAAAAAUCAUCGAAAGUGUUUAUAA